AGCUGCAGAGAUGACAGAAAAACAAACAUCCAAGAAAAGAAAGUCCAUGCUGCAGGAAAUUCAAGAAAGCCCACCAUCAGAUGAUGAACUUCAUUUUUCUGAUGACGAUGAUGGCGAUAUUAUAGAUGGUAUUCGGAUUCCUCCACCAUUUAAACCGACCUUAUCAUUUGAUCCAACUGGGCCUCGCCUUAUUAUAACUAAAAUAGUAAACAAUUUUUUCAAAAGUUAUGCGGACGAACAAGUUUUGGGACCUUUUCACAAGUGUUUCAAUGCGAUAGUGGGACCUAAUGGAAGUGGUAAAAGUAAUGUUAUUGAUUCUAUGUUGUUCGUUUUUGGGUAUAGAGCAGCAAAGAUUAGAUCCAAAAAAGUAUCAGUUCUAUUACAUAAUUCUAACAAAUACAGAAAUGUCCAGACUUGUACAGUAGCUGUACAUUUUGCGCUAAUUAUUGAUAAGGAUGGAGAUAAUUAUGAAAUUCUUCCUGGCAGUGAAUUUAUAGUUGCUCGAUCUGCUAGUAAAGACAAUUCUUCCUAUUACACUCUAGAUGGUAAACGUGUUCAAUUCAAGGAAGUUGGAAAAUUGCUAAAAAGCCAUGGUAUAGAUUUGGACCACAAUAGAUUUCUCAUCCUACAGGGAGAAGUUGAGCAAAUUGCUAUGAUGAGUUGCAAAGGUGACAAUGAACAUGAGUCUGGCAUGUUGGAAUAUUUAGAAGAUAUCAUAGGUACAACACGUUAUAAGAAACCGUUGGUACAAGUUAAUGAAAGGGUAGAAUAUCUAACAGAACAUAGGACAGAGAAGUUAAACAGAUUAAGAUUAGUGGAGAGAGAAAUGGAAGAAUUAAAAGAACCAAUGGAAGAGGCAGUUGGAUUUUUACAAACAGAAAAUAAAGUUAAGUGGAAAAUAAACGUAAGAAAAAACGUGAAAAAAAUCGGAACCCGUAUAAGUCAAGAAGAAAAUACAGACAAUGCAUUUGAGGGCGCAUCAAGCACAAAGAAGUUAUGGAUUUUUAUAUCCCGCGUAAAAGAUCAUGGGUCUGAAGAUAAAGUAAAAAGUUACAUCGCUAAAAAGUCUAAUACUAACCAAAUUGAUGUUAAACCUCUCAAAACCUAUUAUCAAAAAAAUGAUACCAAGUGUUUUUUGGUUGUUAUUGACCACUCGUUAAAAAGUGUUGUUUAUGAUCAGUCGUUUUGGCCAGUAGGAGUAGCUUUUGAAAGGUCAUAUCAACAUUUGGAAAAGCGUAAAGAAGAAUUGACUGAAGCUUUUAAUAAAGCAAAUAAUAAGGAUAUUCAGCUUAUAGAAACAAUGACACAAACGAACACAACUCGUAAGAAAACUAAAGAGCUUAUACUCGAAGAAAAGAAGAGAUUGGAAAAUUUAAAUGAGGUUCCUGAAAAGACUAAAGCGGGCAUUGAAGAAUGUGAACAGAAAAUAGAGGAAGUAUCGGCUAAUAAGGAGAAAUUUGAAGAAGAAAAAACAAAAUUACUAUCUACUCUAAGAACAGAAACAAAAAGUUUACAAGAAAAAAAAGAAGUUAUAGAAAAUAAACUAUUUGUACUAGCUGAAUCUGAGCUAAAAAUUUAUGUUAGUAAUGAAGAAAAUGAAAAGAAUAAGCUUGAUAACUUAAACCAAGAGUAUGAAUCGGUUCAUUCCAAAAUUGAAGAAAGGACUAAACAAAUAUCCAUUUUAAAAAAGAAAAUACCUGCAACAGAGAAAUCUUUAAAUGAUGCUUUACAAGAAUUAAAUGGUGUGAAAGAGGAAGAAGGACAGGUUAUUAAUGAAAUUAGAAGGAAUAGAAUGCAGUUAGAGGAAAAGAGAAGUAGCAUGCAGGCCUCUCGAUCUAAAGGAAAGGUUUUGGAUGGACUCAUGGCACAAAAGAGGGAUGGCAACUGCCCAGGGCUUUAUGGGCGAUUGGGUGAUUUGGGUGCUAUAGAACAAACAUAUGAUGUUGCUAUAUCUACUGCUUGUGGACCCUUGGACAAUAUUGUGGUCGAUACUGUAAAAACUGCUCAGUGGUGUAUCGAAUUCUUAAAGAGAUACGACCUUGGCAGAGCCACAUUUAUUGCUCUAGACAAACAAGAACAUCUAAGGAAUCGUGCUAACAGUAAAAUUAAAACUCCAGAAAAUGUGGAUCGUUUAUAUGAUCUCAUAAAGGUAGAAGACGAAGAUGUUAAAACCGCAUUUUACUAUGCUCUCAGAGAUACUUUAGUAGCCUGUGACUUGGAACAAGCCUCAAGAAUUGCUUAUGGUGCACAAAGAUUUAGAGUUGUAACUCUUAAAGGAGAUUUAAUAGAAACUACAGGAACCAUGAGCGGUGGAGGUAAGCAGGUAAGCAGAGGCAGAAUGGGUCAGUCUGUUAGAGUCUCAAAUGUAAAUCCUAGAGAACUUCAAAACUUAGAAGAGGAUAUUGAACAAAUGGAGCAAAGAGUUAGAGAAUUGAGACAAAAACAAACCAAUCUGGAAAGUCAAAUUAAUGCUUUACAACCUGAACUGAGGCAGAUGAAAUUUGACUUGGAGAAAUUUUCAAUGGAGUUAAAAGGUUUGCAUCAACAGCAACCAGUUUUGGAAAAACAACUUAAAGAGCAAAAACAGAAAUCAAAUGUAACAAAAGCAGACCCCGUUCAAGUAAAGAAACUAACUAAAAUUGUGGAAGAAAAGAAGCAGGUGUAUGAUAAAGCUGCUGAGCAAGCUUUGGUUUUGCAAAGACAAGUUGAUCAAAUUACAGAAGAAAUUAAGGAUAAAACGACAGGAAAGAUGCGUAUUAUUGAUAAGAAAAUCAAAGACGCUGCUAAUACCAUUGAUAAGUGUAAGGGAGAAAUUACAAGAUUACGAGUAUCUAUUACUACAGCGGAGAGAAAUUCUAAAAAAUCUGAAAAAAAGAUUCAGAUUAUGGAACAAGAUGUGACUGGAAUGGAAAAUCGGCUAAGACAAAUGAGAGAUGAAAGAGCUGAAAUUGAAGAAGAUGCAGCUAAAUUGUUAAAAUGUAUUGAAGAAAUAACAGAACAACUGGCUGAGGGUGAAGAAACUUAUGGAGAUAUAAAGAAGGAGGUUGCAGACUUGAUUAAAAAAGAGAAUACAUUAAAGUCUGAAAAAGUAGAUGUUGAUCAAAAAUUUAAAACGGUCAAUGGUAAAGUGAGCGAUUGUAAAGGCUCCAUACAUCAACUACAUCUUAAGAUUAAACAUUUGAAAUUACAAGCUAUACCAAAUGAAUCUAUUACUGAACUUAAAACAUAUUCUCAUGAAGAGCUGGACGAAGAAAGUGAAAGAGAAGUUCAAAAAGAGUUAGAAAAUGCUGAAAAUCAUUUAAAAGUAGCUAAACCAAAUUUAAACGCGAUUGAGGAAUAUCGUAAAAAGCAAUCACAAUACAUUGAACGUUCCAAAGAGUUGGAAGAAAUUAACCAAAGAAGAACAACAAUGCGCAAAUUGUAUGAUGAUUUAAAAGUUAAGAGGAGAGAAGAGUUCAUGACUGGUUAUAAUAUUAUAAAAAUGAAAUUAAAAGAAAUGUACCAAAUGAUAACUUUGGGUGGAGAUGCAGACUUUGAAAUGGUGGAUAACUAUGAUCCAUUUUCAGAAGGAAUACAAUUCAAUGUAAGGCCACCCAAAAAGUCUUGGAAAAAAAUAGCGAAUUUAUCUGGCGGUGAAAAAACAUUAUCAUCUCUUGCACUAGUUUUUGCUUUGCACUAUUAUAAACCGUCACCACUUUAUGUCAUGGAUGAAAUUGAUGCAGCUUUAGACUUCAAAAAUGUUUCCAUUGUUGGAAAUUAUAUUAAGGAAAGAACGAAAAACGCACAAUUCAUCAUUAUAUCUCUCAGAUCUAACAUGUUUGAACUUUGCGAUAAUCUAAUAGGAAUCUACAAGACGUAUAAUUGUACACAAUCGAUAACUAUUGAUCCCAGGGUCCAUGACCAAAAAGAAGUGAAUGAAUCGACACAAAAAGGACAUAAUGAAGAACGAAGCACUGCUAGUGCGAGUUUUACUCUAUUACAACCACAUAAUGAAAGCAAUGCAUAUACAGAUGUUAAUGAUGAGAAUGAUGAGAAUGAUGGGUUAGUACAAAAUAUAGAAAGCAGCAGCAAUGCAGAUGUUAAUAAUGAAAGAACCUUACAAAAUAGUGAACAUGGUAAAGAUACACCUAUGCAAGAUGUCACCAGUUGCAGUGAUGAAACAGAAAAAAAUACUCAAAGUUCAUCUGUUAGUUUCACAAAUCAAACGAAUGAAGAUCAGAUUUCUUCAUCUCCAAUGGAGGUGAAUUAAUGAAAAAAAUAACUUCUUUUUUAAAUUUAAUAAUACUAAAAAAAAAAAAGGAAAAUGCUUAGUUUACAGGAAUGUCUAGUAUACUUUGUUUUACAGGUAAAGUUCAAGUUAACUACUUUUAGAGACACAAGGUAUAUUUAUGCCGUUUUGCAAUUUUUUAGCUGACACAUGUCAUUUUAGAGACUGCAAUAAUUCAAUAAAAAAAUAAAAGGAGGUAAUAUUUUUUUAUUUUUAUUAACAAUAUAUUCAAUUUUAUAACAAAAGUGUUUUAACUAUUAUAUAAAUAAAAUAAAUAAUUAAUUUUCCAAUACUGCCGAUCAUAGAGAGUAGUUUAAUUUUUUUAAUAUAAUCACAAAUACCUCUUUUUUCAAAUAAUUAUUUUUACUACAGUGAACUUACAAAUUUAAAUUAUUAUUCCAUUAUGUGGACACACCACUGAAAUCUGAGAAGUCUGCCCUAAACCGGAAAGCCUGGUCAUUUUAAUCUAAAUUCAACUUAUCAAAAAUUGAUUUGUGAUCUUAACAAAUCAAUAUUCAUUCAUAAUAAUAAUAUUUAUUAACUCAUUUUUCAUAUUGGUACAUUAUUUUUACUCGUAUCGUAUUUAUGCACACUUUGAUAACUGGAUUGAUUUUUCUCUUUCUUUUUGAUUUGCAGUUACUUUGUAUUAACAGCAGUUCCGAAAAAGAAAUUUAUGUAAGAGCAUUCUGGUCACAUAAAGUUAUACUUUACAAAAGUUAGUAAAAACAAAAAGAACAAUAAUUAUAAAACAAAAAAAAAAGGAUUUUCUUAAAUUUUUAUGAAUAUGUACAGCUUUUAAAUUCAUUUUGUUAAAGCUUUGAUUUUAGUAUUCCUAACAAUAACUAAUCAUUUAGGGCAUGGCAUGCCUAAUCGUCUACUUUGACAAUUUUACUUUAACGUCACUCAAAGCGGCUAAUAGUGUGCUUUUGAUAUUAAUAGUUCUCGAAGUCCCCAUAAAAUCAAAAAAAUCUCAAUUGACGAAUAUCUGAAUUAAAACUUAUAUUAAGAUCUUUACUUUUAAGUUCAUUUAAUUAUUCUUACUUAGAGGAAACAGAAUAUUAAUAGGAAAUGAAUAUGAACAAAUAUUCAUUUAGUACCUGUAUAAAGUAUUCCAGGAACGUGUUACAACGGUAACAAAAACUGCACUGCUCUUCUCUUUCUGGUUUUAGUCCUAUAUUUAAGUAAAUCUUAAUAAUUUCCUAGGCCAGAAGACGACUUUCAGACGUGUGCUAUCUGGGUACUGGAGCAGCUGACGGACGUUUUCGUCAUCCACUAGGUGGCAUCUGCUUUGACUUAAGAUUAGUCAGCAUACAAUAAUUAGGUACAAAAAGACACCUGUUUCCCGGACUUUAAUAUGCUGAAUUUAAAUAGAGAAUAUUUAGAGUUCAGGAAAAUGUUGGGUAAAAGGAGAUGGAUUUUUUUUAUAUAUUUUAUCGACAUGCAACUGAUUAUUCCAUUUAUCUUAUUGCAUCAACAUAUUUUUGUGGUGUGAAUUUACAUUUUCCUACAAAAUUAAGAUUAUAUGAUAUAAACUCACUCAUUUCUGGUGAACCACUGGAUAAAUUAAAACUAUAUGAAGGAAGAAUUUUGUUAAUUUUUGAACUUAACAAUACCCUUUAUCUGGCAACCUAGAUAUUGAACUCCUUAAUCAAUUCUUUAUAUUACACCAGAGGCAUCUGCGUUACUUUGUCAAAUUUUUUUUUUUUAUAAAAAUAGUGUAAUUAUAUUAUUAGUCAUUUCGUUUUAUAAUUAAAUUACAAUAAUUUGAAUUAUGUAUAACUCAAGAUCCAGAAAAUAGAAUAGUGGUCAGAUAUGAGUUUUUAGUGUUACAAAGUACAAUAUUUGGAAAAAAUAAGAGAAAAUUUGAGUUUACUUUUAAAAUAUAUUUUGUUCAGAAUUUUUUAAACUAAACCUUUUCCUUUUUUUAUAGUAAUGAUUUUAAUAUUAACCUUUUUUAAGUUCGUAAAUUGUAAUUACAUGUUUUUUAAACUAGUUAUAAGGCUAUUUGUACAAAAUUUUACUAUAUUUUUAUUUCAUAGACAAAUAUUUUUAAUAUGAUUUUAUUUAUUUAAUAAAAUUAUGAAAUCGAA
Psylliodes chrysocephalus is the source of this 6357-nucleotide messenger RNA. The record is from the annotation of a GenBank genome assembly. NCBI's taxonomy places the organism in Eukaryota, Metazoa, Arthropoda, Insecta, Coleoptera, Chrysomelidae.